Molecule: messenger RNA, 2190 nt
Organism: Trichomycterus rosablanca
Lineage: Eukaryota; Metazoa; Chordata; Actinopteri; Siluriformes; Trichomycteridae
Gene: slc2a8
Product: solute carrier family 2 member 8
Exons: 10
Coding region: 7-1494 (495 amino acids)
Biological process (GO): D-glucose transmembrane transport
Cellular component (GO): membrane
Source: RefSeq, a predicted model, not a curated record
AUUAAAAUGAAUCAUGAAGAGUCGAGGCCAUUGCUGGCAGAAGAUGAGACUGAACGCAGAGCAGAAACUAGCACAUACCUGGACAAUGUGAAAAAUGGGAAGUUGUACCUGGCCACAUUUGCUGCUGUUCUCGGCCCCCUCAGCUUUGGCUUUGUGCUGGGGUUUAGCUCUCCUGCUAUACCAGACCUUCAGCGAAUUCCUGAUCCGAGGCUGAGGCUCACCACUGAGGAGGCUUCUUGGUUUGGGUCUAUAGUGACGAUUGGUGCUGGUGUUGGAGGGCUCCUGGGGGGCUGGAUAGUGGACAAGAUUGGGCGAAAGCUCAGUCUCAUGUUCUGUGCUCUACCCUUCAUUUUUGGUUUCACCGUUAUUGUUGCUGCACAGAACCACUGGAUGCUGUAUGUGGGAAGAGUGCUUACUGGUUUGGCCAGUGGCGUGACGUCUCUUGUUGUGCCUCUCUACAUCUCAGAGACGUCUCAUGAGCGUGUAAGAGGAACAAUGGGGUCCUGUGUGCAGCUCAUGGUGGUGACAGGAAUCAUGGGAGCCUACAUAGCUGGUCUUUUCAUGGACUGGGGUUGGCUGGCCAUCACCUGCUCUAUCCCCCCGACACUAAUGCUGGUGUUUAUGUGCUUCAUGCCUGAGACACCACGCUACCUACUGGCACAGGGAAAAAGGAGAGAGGCGGAGGAGGCAUUGAGAUUCCUCAGAGGAGCCGACACCCCUGUUGAGUGGGAGUGUGCCAGGAUAGAGACAGUUCCUCAGUAUGAGGAAGGAAGCCUCAGUCUGGAUGAUCUGAAGGACCCUGGUGUCUAUAAACCUUUAGGAGUGGGGAUCAUGAUGAUGCUUCUACAGCAGUUUACUGGAAUAAAUGCCAUUAUGUUUUAUGCAGAGACUAUAUUUGAACAAGCACACUUUAAGAAUAGCAGUGUUGCCACAGUGGCUGUGGGUGCCAUUCAGGUGAUUUUCACUGCGGCUGCAGCCUUAAUCAUGGAUCGAGCUGGAAGGAAAGUUCUCCUGAUCCUGUCAGGUGUUGCCAUGUGUGUGAGUGAGGUUGCUUUCGGUACUUAUUUCAAGUUGUCUGCAGAGAAGCACAGUAACUCCUCACUGUUCAGCACAUUGGUGGAAACCCAGAAUACAGUCAGUGACGCCUCACAUGCAGAUUUCACCUGGCUCGCACUGACUAGCAUGGGGGUUUUCAUAGCAGGCUUUGCUAUUGGUUGGGGUCCUAUACCCUGGCUUGUGAUGUCUGAGAUCUUUCCUUCUCGAGUACGAGGACUAGGCAGUGCUGUCUGUGUUCUUACCAACUGGAGCUGUGCUUUUAUUGUCACCAAGACCUUUCACAACCUAGUGGAUCUCAUAACCAGUGCUGGGACAUUCUGGAUGUUCUCAUGUCUCUGCGCCCUUAACGUUUUCUUCACCAUCUUCUUCGUCCCAGAGACUAAAGGCAAAACACUGGAGCAGAUUCAGGCACAAUUUACAGGGAGAACCUCUCGCUGAGCUACAGUUAUGUUUCUUAUCUUACAGCUGAAUCCAAAAUCUCACGUCUCAUACCUCAGAAGUAAUUAAUGUCUGGAAGUAAUUAAAUGGUUUUUAAAACUUUUGCAAAUGACGGUUUACAGUGUUUGUUAUACACUGAACAGCUUACUGUUUUUAGUUACAGAAAAAGAACCUGAUGAAGGUACCUGAAUAAACUUCAGACAGUUCAGACAAUGGAUAAACCACACAAUAAUUGUACAUGUAAUAAGCUACACUUCUGCACUCAUGAAAGCGUUAAUCAACCGAAGAAGAUAACAUGAAAGAAAAAUAUUGUUGAGUUUUAUGGUUGUAAUAGGAUGAGUUGGUUACUGUUUUAGUAAAUGAAUUUACUUGAUGCAUUUGUCUUAUUAAGCACUAGUAAAUGUAUUUUGUUACAGCUUGAAUACAUUAUUAUAAUUGUUCAGAAUUUUAAAAGUUGCACUUUGAAGAGUUUGGAAAGCGAUUUAAUACAUACUUACAUAUUUGUUGUCUAAGAAAAGUGUAGACAGUUGUGUUAAUGUACGGUUUGGUUAUAUGGUGUUACCAUAGAAGUUGAUAUCGCGAGAUCUGGAUGCGAGGUAGCGCGUCUGGGUUUUGGUUGUUGUAUGGUGUGAUGAUACGUGCUGGAUACCUCCGUGAGACCUGUUGUUAAUAAACACUAGUUUUGGAUUUAAUAAA